AUGUGUGUACCGUUAGAGGGUGAUAUGACAAGGCGUGUACCGUUAGAGGGUGAUAUGACAAGGAGUGUACCGUUAGAGGGUGAUAUGACAAGGUGUGUACCGUUAGAGGGUGAUAUGGAAAGGUGUGUACCGUUAGAGGGUGAUAUGACAAGGAGUGUACCUUUAGAGGGUGAUAUGGAAAGGUGUGUACCGUUAGAGGGUGAUAUGACAAGGUGUGUACCGUUAGAGGGUGAUAUGGAAAGGUGUGUACCGUUAGAGGGUGAUAUGACGAUGCGUGUACCGUUAGAGGGUGAUAUGACAAUGUGUGUACCGUUAGAGGGUGAUAUGACGAGGCGUGUACCGUUAGAGGGUGAUAUGACAAUGUGUGUAACGUACGAGGGUGAUAUGACAAGCCGUGUGACGUUAGAGGGUGAUAUGAUAAGGCGUGUGACGUUAGAGGGUGAUAUGAUAUGGCGUGUAACGUUAGAGGGUGAUAUGACAAGGCAUGUACCGUUAGAGGGUGAUAUGACAAGGCGUGUAUACCGUUAG
Molecule: messenger RNA, 528 nt
Organism: Pecten maximus
Lineage: Eukaryota; Metazoa; Mollusca; Bivalvia; Pectinida; Pectinidae
Exons: 1
Coding region: 1-528 (175 amino acids)
Source: RefSeq, a predicted model, not a curated record